Molecule: messenger RNA, 3898 nt
Organism: Gavialis gangeticus (Gharial)
Lineage: Eukaryota; Metazoa; Chordata; Crocodylia; Gavialidae
Gene: APBA3
Product: amyloid beta precursor protein binding family A member 3
Exons: 12
Coding region: 462-2861 (799 amino acids)
Biological process (GO): chemical synaptic transmission
Cellular component (GO): cytoplasm; dendritic spine; plasma membrane
Molecular function (GO): protein binding; amyloid-beta binding
Source: RefSeq, a predicted model, not a curated record
CCCCAUGGUGCCCCGCGCGCGGGGCCGGCCCGGGCCGGUGCUGCAGUAGGUCCCGGCUCGGCUGCAGCGGGGACGGGCCGCUGACAGCCCGCGUGUGACCAGGGCCCGGGACCGCCCCGUGUUUAACUUCCCAAGGAGACAGUGGGUUGAACACCCCCACUCCCUCCGCUGGAAAUGCAGGUUUUCCGCCACAACCUAUGGUGGAUGAUGCAGCCUCGCAGCUGCGCAUGUAGCUAUGCUACUUGCCUACUCUUUGACUCGGACAGGUCGUGUAAGGCAAUCUUUGUCGAGUGAAGAGCUAUUUACAUGCCCAACUUGUGAAGCCUGCGAGGAGUUGACUAGGAAUUGUGCAGACUCAGCACUUCUGGAAUAAUCAAUCCAGAUGUCACAAGCGCCUCUGUCAGUGGUGACCUUUGAAAAAUUGUAGGGUGAAAUUCUUCUGCACGGGGGCAGGAGCAGCCAUGACGGAUAACAGCAUGGAGUUUCAAACAGACACGCCUUCGGCGCUCAGCUUCAGCAGCCUUCCUGCGGAGCUCCUGGAGCCUCCGGCCAUGGACUUGGAAGAAGGUGCCUUGACAAAAUCUGACUUACCAAAGACCAUGGAGCAAAGUGUUCAUAGUCUCCGGCAGCCUGGCUCAGCCUUCAGUGCCCUGUGCUCUGAGCUUCACUCCUCUGCCUCUGACAUAGAGCUGAGGCUUGGUGCUGCCACUGAGAAAGUGGCUGUCUCUGAAAGCACAGAGAGCAUAGUGUUGGGAGGCCCAGAUGCAGCCUCUAGCUCAGUGACUCUCCUGGGCUUGGACCUCCAGGAAGCAGGUGCAGAAGUUUGCAGGGACUUGGGUGGGGCAAUGGAAAGCAGUGAGGAUGCCACAGUACCUGGGACGGAUGCAGACUGGAAACCCCCUCAUAGGGUAGGAGGCACCAGAGGCCCAAUAAGCUCAGGACAGAGUGACUUGGUUUGCAUGGAUCUGGAUGAGGAGCCAGAGGCUGGUUCCUGCCUGGAAGGUGAGGAAUGGACUGAUAACAAUGAGGAUGGUCAGUUAGAGAUCCAGGGCCUCCUUGCCCAGCUCCAGUCCCUCAGCCCCAGCUUCCGUGAUGACUCGCCCACCUCGGAGGAUGGCCUGCUGCCACCCUCAGAAGUGGGUGACUGUGGUGUGGGCUGUUCUGAAAGAGAUGCCGUGCUUCCCUGCAAGGGGGCGUCAGGGGCUUACGGCAUCUGUCAGGGGUGGCUAGAUGAAUGUCAUCCCUGCCCCCUGCAUAUUGCCACAGGGAGAGGCCUGGCAACACAACCCUGCCGUGCCCCGCACUCCACCUGCUCCCGGAGAAGCCGGGAGUGCCAUGGCCUGCUGUUUGCAGAGGCCAACAGGGAGGACUUGCUGAGCCUCCUGCGCUAUGAGGGAGGGCUCCCAGUGGAGACAGACACUGAGACACCCCUUGCCAGGUCGGAUGUUCUGGCUGGGACCAACCUUGAGGUCUUGCAGUCCCAAGAAAACCCCACGGCUUUGAAGGUGGAUGAAAGCACAGUGGAGCUGGGCACCUCGAAGACGGAAGACUCCUGCCAUUGGUAUCAGAGCCAGGGUGUCUGUGAGGAAGACUCUGCCUGCUUGUCCCCAUGUAGCUGGGAUGGCCCUCCAGAGCCUGCAUGGACAGUGACGUCCCCACCUCGGACCCAAGGACCAGAGCAGGCCCCCAGCGGGGGUGCAGCUACUAAAGAAUCCCUGUCCUCCUAUCCGGCCUUCAAAGAGGUUCCAGGUCCCUGUGACCCAGAGGACCUACUGGAUGGAGUGAUCUUUGGAGCAAAAUACUUGGGCUCCACACAGCUUGUGUCAGAGAGGAACCCCCCAACCAGUGUCCGGAUGGCGCAGGCCCAGGAGGCUGUGGACAGGAUCAAGGCACCCGAGGGAGAGUCCCAGCCCAUGACAGAGGUGGAUCUGUUUGUCUCCACGCAGAGGAUCAAGGUCCUUACAGCCGACACACAGGAGGCCAUGAUGGACCAUCCGCUCCAGACCAUCUCGUACAUUGCGGACAUUGGCAGCAUCAUUGUGCUGAUGGCACGUAGGAAGCUGCCACGGCGGACAGAAGCCUCGGGGGAGAAGCGGCUCUAUAAGAUGAUCUGCCAUGUCUUCCAUUCGGCUGAUGCACAGCUGAUUGCCCAGGCCAUUGGGCAGGCCUUCAGCGUAGCCUACCAGCACUUCCUGCAAGUCAACAGCAUUGACCCGAGCCAGCUGAGACUCCGCCAGCAGGGCCACAGCCCAGAGGAUGAGGAGCUUUAUAAUGGGGACCUGGCCCACUUCUCCAAGCAGGAAAACAGCAAGGAGGUCUGUAUCCAGAAGCAGAAGGGGGAGAUCCUGGGCAUUGCCAUUGUGGAGUCAGGCUGGGGGUCCAUCCUACCCACCGUGGUCAUCGCCAACCUCAUGCAUGGGGGUCCUGCAGAGAAAUCUGGGGAACUAAGCAUCGGGGACCGGCUCAUGUCCGUCAAUGGGACCAGCUUGGUGGGGCUGCCUCUCAGCACGUGCCAGAGCAUCAUUCGGGACCUGAAGCACCAGACAGAGGUGACCCUGAGCAUCGUGCACUGCCCCCCUGUCACUACAGCGAUCAUCCGCCGCCCAGACUCCAAGUACCAGCUGGGCUUCUGCGUGGAGAAUGGCAUUAUCUGUAGCCUGAUGAGAGGGGGGAUCGCAGAGAAAGGUGGCAUCCGCGUGGGCCAUCGCAUUAUCGAGAUCAACGGGCAGAGCGUGGUGGCCACACCACACGAGAAGAUCAUCCAGAUCCUCACACAGGCAGUCAGCGAGGUCCACAUCAAGACUAUGCCGGCCUCCACAUAUCGUUUGCUGACGGGCCAGGAGCAGCCCAUAUUUCUCUGAAGAGCAGGAGUUUGCUUUUGACUGCCUGGCUGGCACCACACAUGUUCUACCUGCUUCACUUUAGGGUUUGGGAGGAAAGAGCUGCCUGCGAGAGAGGCCAGAGCUGGGCCAGAAAAGGGUGUGUUCGGCCUCCACCCUGUCUGGCAUUGACUCUUUUUGCCUGCUCAGGCUCUCCUGUCCUGGGCCCCAGGUGAGGGACAUGAGGGCAAAACCUUGGGGCUUUUGUAGAAGGUGCUUUAUGCGGCCUCACCAUGUGAGGGCACCCUGCUUUUGGCCUUAGUAUUGUUUCAGGGCUUAUGCAGGGGCCCUGGCCUUUCUCCUGUACCUCAGUUCACUUGCUGCCUUGCACCCCACUCACUCAGCUGCUCUAUGCAGCACAAGUUGCCCAUCUGGACAGGGCACAAUCCUGGUCCUUCUUGUACAGCUCCAGGGCAAGGUAGAGCCUCUCUCUCGGCUCCCUCUCCUUCCCUCAAGCUUGGAGUAUAGGGCAGUUCUGUGUUCAGAGCAGCCCAUGCGAAUGCUCCUAGUCUCACGUGCAAGGACCUUUAACCCAGCAGGUUGCGUUAGCAGGAAAACGCUACUGCUGCAGAACCAGAGGUGCCCCCAGGGUGUUGCACUGGAAGAGAUGGAUCACAGUAAUGUUCAGGCAAGGCCCUGGCUGCCCUGGGUUGUGACCUUACACUGUGACGUUCUGCUUCUCAGGCAGAGGCCCCAGCCUUGUCAUCCCUGCCUGCUGAGGGCAGAAACACUAACUGCCUUAUAGCUAGCAGCUCCUCUGAGGGCUGCUGUCCCCCAAGUUGGUCCAGGCUGCCUGCUCCACCCCCAGACUCACUGCUCCGUCUAGCCCUGCUGUUAGGUUCAGCUCCUGCAGAAAGUGGUUGCCAGACUUCCUCAGGACAUGGGGUGGGGGAUGCAUGGAGAGAGUCUGCUGUGGGAGCUGUUGGCAGAGGUUUCCCUUUGCCCCAGGGAGCACCAGCUCUGUCACUUUAUCCCAUCUGGUUGGUGGGUGCAGCAAUAAAGGCUCUUUGGGACUUUCA